CGUGUAGAUACUACCAUUUCUCUGGUUCCAAGAAACCGACGCUCUCUGUCUGCGGAAGAAACCGGAUAAUAGAACGAAAUCAAGAGCUCUGAUUUUCUUCCCCAAAUCCCUUCUCUCUCUCUCUCUCUCUCUCUCUCUCUCUGUGAGAAGAAUUGAAGAUGCUGCAGGUCGGUCUCCAGCCCCACCUGUUUCAGAUAAAAUAACGAUGGCUGACUUUAGGGUGAUGUAAAUUCGGUUGGGAUUUAUUUAUUUAAGUUCAAGAAUGGCGGCUGGUCAGCAAAAAAAGCGGUUGAACUCUUCCAGUGUUGUGAGCUGCAAUUUGCAGGAGCAGUAUAGGGGAAAAAAGAAAAAGCAUCUGGAAUCAUCUCGAAAUGUGUUCAACAUGAGACCUCAUAUUUCUCUAGAGUGGGAUGAUGCUCAAAAGAGAACUGUGGCCAAGAAGGAGCAGAUCGGGAUAACUUGGAGAGAUGUUGGUCCCUUUGUAGGUUCUGUUCCUCAGUUCCACAUGGGUUUAGCAGAUGUCUUUCCCAUUCCAGAAGAAAUCUUUGGGUUGGAGAAUCUGACUGGGGUGCUUUCACGCGAGGUUUGGGAGACACAUCUAUCAGAAUCGGAGAAGAAGUUUCUCAUUCAGUUUCUUCCCAGAGGGACUAAUGUGGAUCAAGUAGUUGAAGCAUUGCUUAUGGGGGAAAACUUUCACUUUGGAAAUCCUUUCCUCACAUGGGGUGCUUCACUUUGUUCUGGUAAUCUUCAUCCAGAUGCCGUUCUUAAUAGGGACAAAUGUUUCAGGGCGAAUAAGAAGGCUUAUUAUGCAGAGCUACAGAAGUAUCACACUGAUAUUUUGGAGAAUUUGAAAAAGUGGAAGGAUAGAUGGUCAAGGUGUAAGGAUCCAGAAAAGGAUAUUGUUGAGAAGAUGUGGAGAUGUAGGUUAAAGAAUGCUGAAAACAGUCAUUCAUCACAUCCAAAUGAAUCUAGAGAGCAUGAUCCAGAAGAGAACCAUACAGCCACUGCUGAUUCUUGCUCCGGGGUUGCAGAUGAGCAGGUUUGUAUCAGUAACAAAGAAAGAACUUUGGACUUGAAGGGUGGAGAGCUUCAGGAAAGGAAAGCAUCCAGGAAGCAUAAACAAGGAAAUGUGUCAGUUGCUUCAGGACAGGGCAAAGUGGUCAUUAAUUCUGGAAAAGAAGAAAAGCCACACAAGCUUUACGUCCGCUCUGGUGAUGCCGCUAAAUACAUGUCUUAUUUCAAGAUAAGCAGGAAGCAGCACCAAUUGGUUAAGAAGAUAAAGCAAAGUGAUGAGGGCAUUCAAUCCAAAUCCCUUAACCGUGUUUUGGGUGACAUCAAAAGUUUUGAUGUACAACCAUACAAAGCAUUUGAGGAGGAAGAAUGGAAGAAGUUGCACGAGCAUUGGUUGCAAUUGGCAUGCAGAGAUCUCCCAGCAGCUUUCACAAACCACAGCAAAAGGCAGUUGCAGAGGCGACAAUGGAGGAAGUCUUUGGAGCAAGAGAUUGCGGACAAAAAGAUAAUUGUAACAAAUGAGGAUGUGAAUGGGGAGGAAAAGGAUCCUGAAACGCCACUUAAAGAACAAGGAGAUAAUAGCAGGGAAACCGAACAAGGGCCCACCAUCAAUACACAGAAGUGCGAAGACCACAAUGAUUCGGUUCCUCACUCCACCCAUUGCCCGCCUCUUCAGCGAAUUCCUUCGCUCAACAGACCUCAUGAUGAGCUUGAGCCCAUGGUUCUAGAUUCAGAAGAUUGCAACCAAGUGAUCUUAAAACAGGAAGGCAAUGCUCCCAUUCCUUCAAAGUUCUUGGAGAAGAUGAAUCCUACAGAGGAUGUUGCCAAACCCAAAGCUUCUGCCACUUCUGCUAAAGAUGUCUGGCAGGGAGUAGAAAUUCCCAAUUCAUACUACCACCCUACUUCAAUGAGCCAUGGAUACAAGUCUUCCAGUGAGUUAUCACCAGGGAAACAGCAGCUUGUUGAAGAGCAGCCCACUCGCAUGAUUGAUUUGGAGACCAACAUGCCCAAAGAAGAGCCUCGAGAACCGCUGUUGCAUGGACCAUCUGACAACCCCAGAACAGCUCUGCACGUGGACAAUGGGCCACCUUUGUUUUGUUCAUAUGCAAACCAAGACCAUAGCGAGCUACUCCCGACCUUCCUCAAGGGGCAGGAAAUGCUUCAGUCUUAUCCGGAGGAGCCUACAAAUAGCCUAAAACAAUCAGGAUUACAGUUUCUGACAGGAAACAACUGCCCAAGUGAAAAUGGGCAGUUUCCUGGGCAGUUCCAGGAGCAGCAGCAGCAGCGGUUGUUUGAGGACAGACAGAUAAGAGAGAAAGACUUGUACCUGCACCAAAUCAUGCAGAAGAAUAUGUAUUCCAACGGCAGAUACCCAACCCAAGAACUCUUCUCUUCAGGCGACAUACAGGAGUGGCCUGCUGAUCCUGUCCGCGCAGCUCCUUUCCAGCCUCCGGUUAAUGGUGGGAUGUUAGGUCACAAUUGGUUCUCUGGUGAUCAUCGGGCCCGUAAUGGCUGGUCUGGCACUGAGGUUUCCGGCACCACAGGUCAGUGCCUGGAAGGAGGCAGUAGCAAUACAGACGGAAGCCUCUUCAGUGUCCUAUCCCAAUGUAACAAGUUACAAGCCCAUUCACAAAACAAGUCCACAGACUCCAAGCAACAUGCUCCAGCAAGGAACUUUGUCAGUGGGGGAAUUUCAGGCAAUGGUGAUAUUUUCACAUUCACCUCUAAUCAAACCAGCUAUUCAAGCGCACGCGAAUCCUCCGCCUCUGCCGCCAUGCCAUGGACGAACUUGCCUCGUUCGAAUCCUGGCCCCCAUGAUUCAAUUGAGAAACCAUUUUUGAGGUCUUGGAACAAGUAGUGGGACACGCAAGUGGCCACCAUCAGCAUUCGCAUGCUUGGCUUGUUUGUGCAUUCUCAUGCCCCUUGCAUGCCCAAGGAAUACAUGAGCAUGUUUUUUUUUUUUUUUGUUUAAAUAGAUGGGGUUAAAAGAAUUUGCCAUCUUGGGAGGGAGGGAGCUACUAUGAUGGCAAGAUGUAUGCAAGAAAAAGAAGGCAGCAUGGUUCAUGUACAUAUCCACACAUAUCAUCUCAACCAUUCCCAUGUAUAUAUAUCUAUAUCUAAAUAUUAAAGAGGGAGAAAGAGGUCUUGGAAUAUGCAAUGUAAGGAACAACUAACUAGGCACCGCUUGUGUCUGGGAAAUUAAGUAUUAUUUUAUUUUAGGGUCUUUCCCUAUCUUGUUGAGGUUCCUAGUUUAGCAUAUUUUGGGGUCUAAUGACAUCAAUGGAAGCAGAUACCUUGACACAAUAAUAGUUCAUUCCAAACCUUGUUAUUCA
Messenger RNA from Magnolia sinica, 3344 nucleotides. RefSeq lists its product as uncharacterized. The transcript has 10 exons. Lineage: Eukaryota; Viridiplantae; Streptophyta; Magnoliopsida; Magnoliales; Magnoliaceae. The coding region runs from base 263 to 2869 and encodes 868 amino acids. The record is from RefSeq and is a predicted model, not a curated record. Gene Ontology annotation, cellular component: Ino80 complex.